Passer montanus (Eurasian tree sparrow) is the source of this 5769-nucleotide messenger RNA. It is a transcript of the gene SHISA6, whose product is annotated as shisa family member 6. The record is from RefSeq and is a predicted model, not a curated record. Gene Ontology annotation, biological process: regulation of AMPA receptor activity; regulation of short-term neuronal synaptic plasticity. The coding region runs from base 1 to 1707 and encodes 568 amino acids. The transcript has 6 exons. Gene Ontology annotation, cellular component: AMPA glutamate receptor complex; postsynaptic membrane; postsynaptic density. Lineage: Eukaryota; Metazoa; Chordata; Aves; Passeriformes; Passeridae.
AUGGGGCCGCGGCACCUGCUGCUGCCGCUGCUCCUGCUGUCCCUGCAGCUCCUGGCCCUGCUGCUGCUGCUGCCCGCGCAGGCGGCCGGGCCCCCCCGCGCCAAGGGCAACCGGACCCAGGGGGCGGCGGCGCCGCGGCGGACCCCCAAGCCGGGCAAGGAGCUCCUGAACCAGACGCUGGCGGGCCCGGGGGCCGCCGCCCCCACGGCGCUGCCCGGGCGCGGCAAGGGCGCGGGGGGCGGCAAGGCAGCCCCCGGAGGCGGGGGCGGCGGCGGGGGCUCGGCCCCGGCGCACGAAACGUGCUGGGGGUACUACGACGUGAGCGGGCAGUGGGACAAGGAGUUCGAGUGCAACAACAGCCUGACGGGCUUCCGCUACUGCUGCGGCACCUGCUUCUACCGCUUCUGCUGCAACAAGCGCGCCGAGAAGCUCAACCAGAGCCUGUGCCGCAACUACAAGAGCCCCGAGUGGGCCCACCCCACCACGGCCAGCGGCGCCCUGCCCGCCGACGGCGGCGACGGAGGCGACGGGGACGCCAACAAGUACGACCCGGACAAGGACAGCACCAACGCCACCGUCUACAUCUCGUGCGGGGCCAUCGCCUUCGUGCUCAUCGCCGGCGUCUUUGCCAAGGUGGCCUACGACAAGGCGCGGCGCCCGCCCCGGGAGAUGAACAUUCACAGGGCUCUGGCCGACAUCCUAAGGCAGCAGGGACCAAUCCCAAUCGGACACUGUGAAAGAGAGACAAUCUCGGCCAUAGAUACCUCCCCCAAAGAAAACACCCCAGUCAGGAGCUCUUCCAAGAACCACUACACCCCCGUGCGCACCUCCAAGAGCAACCCAGGUCACUAUGGAAAGGAUAUUUAUCGCAGCGGAGGGCCAGAUCUCCACAAUUUCAUCUCCUCCGGGUUUGUCACGUUAGGAAGAGGACACACGAAGGAUGACCAAGAACAAAAUUAUAAUCACCUGAUACUAAACGGUGACAACCAGACACCUACACAUGACAAGCCACGAAUGAACAACAUCCUCACUUCAGCCACCGAGCCCUACGACCUGUCCUUCUCCCGCUCCUUCCAGAACCUCUCCCACCUCCCGCCCUCCUACGAGUCUGCUGUCAAGACCAACCCGAGUAAAUAUUCAUCUCUGAAGAGACUCACUGACAAAGAGGCUGACGAGUACUACAUGAGGAGGAGACACCUGCCCGACCUGGCAGCCCGGGGCACGCUGCCCAUCAACGUCAUCAAAAUGUCCCAGCAGGGCAACCACCGGGACAGGCCCCGCCGUCCCAUCAGGGCCAUGUCCCAGGACAGAGUGCUGUCCCCCGAGAGGAUCAUGCCCGAGGAGUUCAGCAUGUCCUACGAACGGAUUCUCUCAGACGAGCAGCUGCUGUCAGCAGAGCGCCUGCACUCCCAGGACCCGCUGCUGUCCCCGGAGCGGUCGGGCUACCCCGAGCAGUCCAUGUCGAGGGCAUUGUCACACACAGAUGUCUUUGUGUCAACACCGGUCUUGGAUCGCUACAGGAUGUCAAAAAUGCACUCCCAUCCCAGUGCCUCAAAUAACUUGUACAAUACCUUGAGUAUGAACCCGACCUCGGCCAAGCGCCAAGCGUUCGCCUCGCGCCGGCACAACACGGUGGAGCAGCUGCAUUACAUCCCCGGGCACCACCACCACUACCGCACCGCCAGCAAAACAGAGGUGACUGUUUGACACGACCCAGUGCAUUGUAGAUACUCCUUAAGGACUGGGGUGGCCACAGCACCCCGUUCUGCGGUGGCCUUAUAGGCCAAGAUAACCUCUACUAACUCAGUGUCUGCAAAGACUUCUCUGGCAGUCCCACCCACGUUGUUUUUAAAGCCACCCCUUCAUCAGUGACACAGGAAGAACUGAAGCAGCAGUCAGACACUAGUGAGGGAUAACAGAGGAAAUUUCCUGAUGUGCAUCAGUUUCUGUCAAAGAAAGCCAUAGUAAUCGAUGGCUCCUUCCAAGGGCUCACCUGCAUUAUCCCAUAGUUCCCACGAAUUCAGGACUUUUCAGUUGCUCCAAGGAGAAGCAGCCUGAGACAGGGAGGAGGAAAUGCAGCCCCCCCACCCUGGCAGAAAGGGGCCUCGCUCUUGGUCCUCGUGUUUGGCCUUUCUGUAGCAAGUAGGGAAGUCCUGGCUGCUGGGGCCAUCCCCAGGCUGCUCGACACCCUCAGCACCCACACAUCUGUUCUUUGUCACCCUUGGAGCAAAUUCAAGGGCAGACUUUCCUUCGGGACUGGCAGAUCUAGGGACAGGAAUAGCCUGGCUGAGAAAUAAAGUUUUAGUUUAUACUAAAUAUACUCAUAAGAUAAAAACAUACUAGUGCCUACAAAUCGCCUGCUCUCUCAGUGUAGGAAGUAGUGGGGUUGAUGUGUUCAAUAAGCACAAAUAUGCUGAAAUGCUUGUUAGACCCUUUUCUCCACUCAUUCUAGUAUCUUGGUGUCUCCAACAUGUAAAUAGGAAGGAGGAAGAGGGUUUCUCUUCCUCCAGCUUCUCGCCACUGCUGAACCUAAAGCACCAGAACCCGUUCAGCUCCACACUGCUGACCUGUGCUGGGGGAGGUCCCGACCCCACCGAGACCCCCGCGAGGCCAGGCUCCACGCCUGUCACCGAGCCUGGAUUUCUCCCCAGAGAUUUCUUUUCCUGAUAGCAUUUUCCAUGGCCCAGUUCCCCUGUUUCUGAACGUUUUCUCCUCCCAUUUACAGCCUAGAACUCCAUAUGUAGCAAAUCUUUUUGCAGCCCUUAGCAGAGGCACAAGGCUGAGGGUGUGUGUUUAGCGAAAAGCAGGUCGGUAACUUUCCGUGGUUUUCUCUCCCUGCAAUGGCCUCCCAAGAAAACCUUCCAAAUUCCAAUUCCACUGAGUCCUAAUCCUAACCAUGAAGACAGUUACAUUUCAUGCAUAUAAAUUAUAUAUCCAGCAUAAUUAUAAUUAAUGGGCAUGUUGUAUAUCUGAUAUAACGCUAAUUAGAUACUGUAUAUUUGUAAAAUCUUUAAAACAUAGACUCGUGGGUCCAGAAUUUGCGAGGGUUUUACCUUUGGCUUUCCAGACAGAUUGGGCUUUGCUUUGGUUUUUUUUGUUAGAUUUGGGUUUGGUUUUUCUUUUCUUUCUUUUAUUUACCCCUUUUAUUUAUUAUUGUGUUCCUACCAAAUUCUGUAGAACUAACUCCCACUGGAACACACUUCUGUGGUCAGGAAAGGGUCUCAGAGGGUUUGAAGGUCAGCCAGAUCUGAUGCUGGAGCUGUGGGUGCUGGAGACUGACCCCAGUGUGCCCUCAAGGCCCCAGCACAUGCACACCCACCGUGGGUGAGGGCAGGCACACUCCCUGCUCGGGGUGAGGUGAAAACUGACUUCAGGCUGUGAGCACAUCCCUUGCACUUCUCUUUGUCCCCACACCAACUCUUUUCCUACAUGGCUCUUCAUUAGGCAUCCCUGAACUCUGCUCUGCCCUCCUCCCUCCCCUCAAAUACCUCCCACCUCCUGGCCUUAAUGACAUUCCCAGCCCAACUGUGCCAAGUCCUGUAGCAAACAAUGAUCGUGGGGUGUGAGUCUCCUGUGGAGGCUUUGGUGCAGCACCAGGUUUGUCUGGUGCAGGGCAGGCAGGAGGAGCAGGUCCUUACCCCAGUGGGACUUACAGGUGGGCCUCAGUGGGGUGUCCAGGUGGCCUUUCUCUUUCCCAGGCUGUCCUGGAGCUGGUUCUAUUUCCAGAGCUUUAUCCUACCCCACCUGAUGGAGACUGUGUUGAGAAGGACUCCAUCAGCCAGAGGUUACUGGGGCUUUGUUUGACGGAAACUGAGCUGGGAGGGAAUCAAUAAAUAAAGAAUAGUCUCCAGGGUCAGAUCCUGCAGCCUUGGGCAAAAUCACUCUGGGCAACAACCAGAACUGUCUGUGGAUCAGGGUGGCAGUCCAUGGCACGGGAGGGAUGGGAGAGAACAGGCUCACAGCUUGUCUCCUGCCCCCUCCCUUGAUGGGCACUACUCUCCCCUGACUACCUCCAAGCUCCUCGGCUCAGUCCCUAGAUUUUUCCUCCCGGAAGACAAUCCCUGUGAAAACAUUGCCCUGCCGACCUUCCCACAGGCCAGAGCGUGGGACUCGUGUGAAGAGAAGAGGAACUCUCACGGAUGAUGGGGAGGCAGCCCCUGCUGAGGUUCUGGGGCUCUUCCACUCUCUCUUGGCUCAAACAAAGCCAGGGAGAUCUGAACACUGUGGGGAGCAGAGUCCACUGUAGAGCCUCCAGGAGCUGUGGUGGCAGAGUUGGAGAAGAGGUGACGGUGGGAGGCUGUGGGUAGGUGAACACUCCUCUCUUUCCAUGUCCAUAGCUGUCUGUCUCAAGCUCUAGUCCUCAUCUAAAUGUUCUAUUUGUGAGCUAAGAUGUUGCUGGACCAGAUACAAAUUUGGAAAUUUUUCAUUCAAACAGCCUGUGCUGAUGCUGAGCUGGGCCAUUUGACCUCUGUGUCUUCCCCUUUUCUGGCUAACAAAUAUCACAGGCCCUCUGCUGACGUGUCUUACCUGGGCAAGAUUCCUCCAGAGAAAUCUCAGCCUCAUUUCCUUGUCUUUUUUCCACCCACUCAACUGUUUCAAGCAGAUGUGUCCCACAAGGAGCCUUUUUAGGCCAAAUCUCUUCAGGGACUCUGCCACCACCACAGAAAAUUUUCAGCAAAUUUCCUCGGGAAGGAACCGUGCCCUGGAUACCUCCAUGCAUUCCCACAGCUCACUCUGUGUGCUGGAAUGGGUUGGUGGAUGGGGCAGUGGCACUUCAGCACAAACAGGUGUCCCUAGGUAAUUUUUCUCCCUUAUUCCUCCUUCUGAGAAUUUGUCACUGAAAGAACACUUGGUCUGGGACCGAGUGUCAUGACCCACAGCCUGGUCUCCAGCACUUCAGUUCCCCGUGGUCAUCAUGUGAUGAUAAUGGGAAUUUCCAGCUCUGUGGAGGGAUCAGACCGCAAGGUCUGUGACGUGCUUUGAGACCCUCUCACAACAAGAACUGUAGAGCAGCAAAGUGUUUUUGUUUAUCUUGUUUGUCAUUGUCCUGACACAUGAUGUCUGAUGUGCCACAGUCCACCCUGCCCAGGAGGGGAGUGCUGGGCUGGGAUUGCCCAGAUUCCCACUGCUCUCCUCCUGGUCAGGGUCCUGGCAGGCUGCAGCUCCAAGGGAUGCUGCUCCCUGCCCUGGACCCUCCUGCUUCCUUCUCCUCGUGUCUGAGUCACCACAACAUCCUGCACUCAGGAGAAAAGAGGGAAGCAGCCACAUUCCUCUGUACAGAAAAAUAUAACCUGCCUUGAUUAAUCUCAUAUACUCUGAAGAAUUGAUCUGUAUUUUCUCCACCCACAGGUGCAAACAAACACCUCGGGAGUGUCCAAUUCCCAGAGUGCAUGUGCAGGGACUGGGGAAGGGGGAUGUAGAAAAGUUUAUAGUAUUUCCUACAAGCUGAUAAUUAUUUUCAUUCCCUGAGCAGCAACACGUCCUGGAUGGCUGCACUGGGUUUUAUACAAUUCUCUGUGUAUGUGUAUAUAGAUACAAAUACAUAUAUAUAUAUACAUACAUACUGUAAAAUGCAAUCAACACGUUCUGACUGACCCUGUACCAACCGAAGCUUCCAAACUGUGUUGAAUCAUUCUUUGAAAUGUGGAAAACUAUUUUUAAUGAACCACACACAGCACCACAUGGAACAGAAACUUUGUCAUAAAAAGCCUUCUAAUGCCAGUGAAUCAUGUUUUAACGAAAAAAAAAAAAGAAAUAUUUUUCAAUGUU